AUGGAUUUUAAUAUGAUCAGAAAAUCAGGAAAGAUGGGAUGGAUCAUUGCCCUUUUAGGGUUAGCAAUACCUCUAGUAAUUUGUGAUACAUCUCGGCACUACUUUGUUGCUUCAUAUUUACAAGCAAGUUAUAAUGAUGGAGGCCAAGAAACUCUUGUUAUAUUGAUAACACAAAAUAUAACUUCAUUUGCAGUGAUUGCUUCCAUCCUUAAUGACCUUCAAAUCUUAAACUCUGAACUUGGAAGAUUGACAAUGUCUUGUGCACUAGUGAGUGACAUGUUGGGUUACACACUUGUAUUGAUAUCCUCAAUCUUGGACAAACAUAGUGACAUAGGAACACGUGGGAUAAGAAUGGGGUUUUUAUUUGCAUUGGUCAUCAUCAUUUUCUUUGUCUAUCGUCCUGCAAUGUUUUGGGUCAUUGAUCAAACGUCAGAAAAACAAGAAGUGAAGGAUAUUUACCUCAAUAUGAUUAUUGGGGCUCUCUUUACUUUGGGUUGGUUUUCAGUGAUAUUGAAACAAGAAAUCAUCCUUCUACCAUUCAUUUUUGGAUUGGCUACUCCUGAAGGACCUCCGUUAGGAUCUUCAUUGGUCAAAAGGAUUCAUGUUUUUGGCACAGAAUUUCUUUUACCCAUCUUCUUGACUACAUGUGCAAUGAAAGCGAAUCUUUACUCACUGGACUUCUCAUCAGCCGCAGUUAGAGUUGCAAUCUUUAUUGCGCUUUUGGGUUAUCUAGCCAAAAUGCUAACAUGUUUUGCAUCUUCACUCUAUUUCAAGUUGCCAGUAAGGGAUGCUCUCGCUCUUGCCCUUCUUUUGAACUCCAAAGGUGUUGUGGAAGACAUCCAUCCUGAAACUUUUACCGUGAUUAUAAUAAUAAUCAUGAUAACAAGCUGCAUUGUGCACCUAUUGGUGAAACGUUUGUAUGAUCCUUCAAGGAAAUAUGCUGGAUACCAAAAACGGAACAUUUUUGAUUUGAAGCCCAACUCAGAUCUUCGGAUACUAGUUUGCAUUCAUAAACAACAUCAUACGAUUCCCAUCAUUAGAGCCCUUGAUCUAUGCUACCCCACAACAGAAGCCCUUGUCAUUGUAGAUACAUUGCAUCUAAUUGAACUAGUUGGUCGCUCCACCCCAAUUUUCAUUUCUCAUAGGAAGAAGAAAGUUGAUAACUCUUGCAUUCAAAACUCCUAUUCUGAGAAUGUCAUCCUUUCUUUCAAACUCUAUGAAGAUGAAAAAGAAGGUGCAAUAACAAUAAACCCCUACACAGCCAUAUCACCACCUAGAAUGAUGCAUGGGGAUGUGUGCAACCUUGCAUUGGACAAAGUUGCAUCAAUCAUUAUUCUUCCAUUUCAUAGAAUAUGGUCCAUUGAUGGCAAAAUUGAACAUGAGGAUAAGAAUAUAAGGUCUCUAAAUUGUAAGGUCAUGGAAAGGGCCCCAUGCUCAGUUGGAAUCUUAGUGAGCCGUUCAGUUCAUCAAAGUGAUUCACCACUUAGAUUAGCCAUGAUCUUUUUGGGGGGAAAUGAUGAUAGAGAGGCUUUGUGCAUAGCUAAUAGAGCAGCCAAAGACCCUAGCAUUAACCUUGUGAUAUAUCACAUUACACCCAAGAAUACGAAUGAACAUGAAGAACUUGAAGAUAGUGCACUUGACAUGGCAAUGCUAAAUGAUACCAAGAACAAACACUCUCAUUUGGAAAAUGUUAGUCACAAAGAAAUAGAAGUGGAGGGUGGACCUCAAAUUGCUUCUAUUCUUCGCCAAAUGGUAGAAGAUCAUGACUUUUUCAUAGUUGGGAGACGACAUGGCAUUGAUGGUCCUCAAACAAAAGGGCUUCAAGAAUGGAGUGAGUUUUCUGAGUUAGGUUUGAUUGGAGAUUAUCUUGCUUCAGCAGAUCUUGAUUGUAAUUCAUCUAUUUUGGUGGUGCAACAACAAGAACAAUUUUCUUAG
Messenger RNA from Abrus precatorius (Indian licorice), 1935 nucleotides. RefSeq names its product cation/H(+) antiporter 3-like. The record is from RefSeq and is a predicted model, not a curated record. Lineage: Eukaryota; Viridiplantae; Streptophyta; Magnoliopsida; Fabales; Fabaceae. The coding region runs from base 1 to 1935 and encodes 644 amino acids. Gene Ontology annotation, molecular function: antiporter activity. Gene Ontology annotation, biological process: proton transmembrane transport; regulation of pH. Gene Ontology annotation, cellular component: membrane; endomembrane system. The transcript has 2 exons.